GUCUCCGCGCUAAGCUUCGCCUACCAAUGCUUCGGCUCGAUGCAACCACUCAAAACCUUGCAUGUCGAUUCAAGCUUUAUUAAGAAAUGAACCGGGGGCGUGGCAGUGCUUAGCAAUGGACCCCGAUUGUGUCGACGUUAUCGGGGGCUAUGAUGCACUAUGCAGAGAUGCGGUCUGAGGAACUUAGAUCAGUCUUCGGCGGUCCAGAGAUAUAAGGCGGACAAUUCUCUCUUCCCGAGGUCAUCUUCGAUCCUCACCACGGCCCCAACUCCCCUACUUCUUUACCACUUCGCCCGUCUUUUCUAGCUCACAAUGGCCUUUGUAAUCAGAGCCGUAACCAAAGGCAUCUCUACGGGCCUUGGUCUGGCGGGCGAAAAGUACUACGACCACAAGGAAAGGAAGGCUGCCCUCGCAGAAGGGGAGGAGUCGGGGAACCCCUCGAGCAGCGCCUCCGACGUUGACCAAUCCCUCCGUUCACAGAAUCCUGCAGAGCAAGCAGACGAGAGUGCAGACGAUGAGCGCAUCUGGGCUCUCGACGAAGCGGGCGGCGACCCACCACCGAGCUACGAGGCUACCGAAUCGCAGAAUCGCCCCACCCAGCACCGAACAGUGUCAGAUCUUGUCCACGACACUGUCUCAGUAAUGCAUCAUGACUCUCCGGGCGAGGUUGCACAGAAAGCGCGUCUUCCCUAUCCUGUCAUCAUCCCUCAACGUCGCCCUGGUACCAAGACUCGAGGCUUUGCGCGCGCGUACCCACCAGACCUCGACGCCAUGAUUGACCAAGAAACGUUCUUGAAGUUUCUGCACAACUUCGAUGAGGCCUCUGCGGCCUCACCUUGGCUCAAUGCGCUGUUCAUCUCCGCCGGCGCUAUCGGCUUUGUACCCAGCCACAUUACUCUGGCUGUCUCGAUCAGUGUGCAGUUCGCCGCAGGGACUGCGAUAGAGCUCCAGAGCCGAUACAAGGCAAACGCCUUCCUCGACCAGAUGAACAAGGAUCUUUUCAUGCCCCUAGGCCUAUACUGCAUGAUCCUCAUGUGCAAGGACGGGCCCGGCUCAGCGGAGCACCCAGUCUUCGGCUACGAAACGGUGAACCUCGACACAGCAACAGCGAAGCAGAUCACCAAGUGGGGGCUCCCAAAGCAGAACGAAGACGACGAGUACGAAAUCUCCAAGAAGAACAAGGCCCUCCGGUCCAUCCGCCUUACAUCCGGCCGCAUCAAACAGUCGGAUAUGCCCCUCGAGAUAGCUCCGCUCAUCUACCCGGGCCUGGAAGACAUGAUCGAGCGCCCUGCCAUCAAGCGCGACGAACGCUUCAAGGACCGCCUGCUACGCAACAAAGACUUCGUCGCAGACUACUUCGACCGCCGCGCCCAAGCCGACUACACGGGUAACAACCCCGACUCCACCCUCACAAAAGCCUCCUCCCCGGAGACCCAAUUCCGGACCCGCUUCGCCGACCCAAACCACCCCUGCAACAACGGCCAUCUCUUCUCGCUCGUCACGGGCGGACGCUACGUCGCACAGCCGCUUGGGCGGCGACGCGGCAUGCUACGGCAGGUUGGCGAAGACGGCAAACUGAAGCCGAAGCCUAAGGUGGAGAGGCCUGUUCGCGGGCCUAUUAGCCUUGUUGCGAAGGGCGUGCGCAAGGUGCUGGCGAAGAAUAUCUUGUACUUGACUAUUGUGAAUUUGCCGAGCGAGGAGGAGUUGGCUGAGGCGAGGAAGAUGAUGGAGGUGGAGAGUGAGAGUGGCGGGUUUAAGAGUAUGUUUCAGGGGUCGAAGGGUGCGCAGGGUGUGGCUGAGUGAGCGCGCUGCGCUGCGCUGUGCUGUGCUGCUUGGCCGCUGGGGGGGAGAAGCAUG
This is a messenger RNA of Trematosphaeria pertusa, 1857 nucleotides long. RefSeq lists its product as uncharacterized. The record is from RefSeq and is a predicted model, not a curated record. Lineage: Eukaryota; Fungi; Ascomycota; Dothideomycetes; Pleosporales; Trematosphaeriaceae. The coding region runs from base 313 to 1803 and encodes 496 amino acids. The transcript is spliced from 2 exons.